This is a messenger RNA of Lachancea lanzarotensis, 1173 nucleotides long. It is a transcript of the gene MPS2, whose product is annotated as LALA0S05e05842g1_1. The transcript has a single exon. The coding region runs from base 1 to 1173 and encodes 390 amino acids. Gene Ontology annotation, biological process: protein localization to spindle pole body; spindle pole body duplication. The record is from RefSeq and is a predicted model, not a curated record. NCBI's taxonomy places the organism in Eukaryota, Fungi, Ascomycota, Saccharomycetes, Saccharomycetales, Saccharomycetaceae.
AUGAGUGAUAUUGACAGAGCACCCACGCUCCUUUUAGACGCAGUAUGGCCACUGGUUGACGUCAAAGGUACCGGCUUCAUCUACGGCCGCGACUUCCCACUUGCAGUGUCGAAAAUGGAGGAACUACUUAAUAAGGGCCACUAUGACAACUCCAAAAGUACACUGGUGUCUAAAACAGGUCAAGAAAUUCUGAAAAAAUUUAGCAGUGACCAGGAGUUCUUUAAGGUUUACAAGGACGACUUUGCGGAGCUUUUCCAUGGCCUUAUUGGUACUGCUUUUAGGACUGCGGUCCAAUCGUGCUCGAGAGAAGGAUGGCUUGAUUUCAUCAAAACAGCGUCAGAAACGGUCAGUUUCAAUGAUAACGAAGAUACUCCAGUGGAGCCUGAAACGCUGCGGGGAGAAAUUGCUGCGUUGAAGAGCCAGAUCGGAGAACUGCGGCGGCAAAACGCAGGGAAGGACAAGACUAUAGCUACCAACGAAGUAUUGCUAACGGAACUUCGAAACUCAGGUGGAUCUCCAUCGGCUAGUCCAACAAAAAACGCUGGAACGCGAAGUCUACGAGCGCGGAUUUCGGAGCUGUUGCGAGAGGUUCAAGCCAGAGAUGAAGCGAUACGAUAUAAGGAUCGUGAACUAUUGUCUAUGACCAAAAAAGUCGGGGAAUACCGGGAUAAAUACCAGUUCUUGGAACGCGAGUUUCAGUUCUACAAAGACCAUGGGGAGCUGCAGAAACCAGAGGCAACGAAGGAAGCCACCAAGCACGAGUUUAUUAUUUCAGAGCUCAGAAGAAAAAUCACCGACCAAAGCGAUAUGAUAAACGCUAUGCGUUCCCAAGUAGAGUCUAAAAACCCCUUGGUUUCUCAUCCGAAGCCGGCUGGUGUAGAAUCGAGUAUAAUUGACUUGGUACCGGUACAGAAAAUAUUAAAGUGCGCGAUGGCGAUUAUUGGAAUAUUUAUCGUGGCAAAUGUUCUCCUGUACUUUGUUGCGGCCCUAAAAUCGGUAUUUGGAUCCUCUUCUGCUCAAGGCAUUAAUCCCCAGAUCCAAUUGAAUUGGUGGGAGCGAAGCUCAAUGUUGAGUAAAAUCGUUUGGUAUUUCUCUGAAUACUUUGAACAGGAUUGGUCCAUUGCUGCUGACGAAAAUAUCAAUUCUAGUUACAACAAGAUUUUUGGGGUUUGA